AUUCUUUGUGGUGUUUGUUGAUUUGAUAACUUUUCUUACGGAUAAAACGAAAGGGCAAUCCGAUAUACUAAAAUCUUGUUAUGAGCCGCCGAGUUCAAGGAAAAGGGUCAGACUAUAACGGUGUAAAAAUCCAGGCCAGACAUAAUUUUAUUUUCUGGAAGAGUCUUUCCCUUCACCCAAAUUUAUUGCUACCUUAUCUAUCCAUACUCUCUUUAUAGUAGGAGCCAGCCAACAGACGAAUGGCAGUAAGAGAGAGAAAAAAAGAAAAAGAAAAAAUGUUGAUUUCAGGGAAAUCCAUUACAAUUUCCAGUCUCCAUCUUCUUGUCGCGGCGUUUUCCCUGUGGUUGACGUGCAUCACUGCCUCGGAAUCCGGUGACCCAGAACCAACUCCAUGGCCAGAACAAUUCCAUUCAAUUCUCUUCAACAACAACACCAAAGGAAAUCUCCAGAUCACUGAUUUGUGGUACGAUUGGCCUAACGGAAGGAACUUUAACAUAAUACAAAGUCAACUAGGGAAAAAAGAAUACCAUGUGGAAUGGGAUAACCACACAUCUUUUCACUUCACUUUGGAUGCUAACAAGGAGUGCAGAGUCUUGCAUUUCAAUGUGGGAAUACUUAGGCCUAAUUGGUUUGAAGGUGCAAAAUACUUGGGACAGAGAUAUAUGGAUGGAUUUCUCUGCAAUGUUUGGAAUAGAGUUGAUCAUGUUUGGUAUUAUGAAGAUGUUGUUACUAAGAGACCUGUUUUCUGGAUCUUCAUAAAUGGUGCCGGUUCACAUGUAAUGACAUUUGAAGUAGGAAAAGUACUAGAUGAUCCAAAUUGGCAAGCACCUGUUUACUGUUUCAAUGACGCCAACAACAAAGAAGAGAUAUCAUCUCCUCUUAGUUUAGUUACUGAUAAUGAUGUUUCCAUUGGCAGACUCAUGGGAGCAGCAGCUAUGGAUGUUUCUUUGUUGCUCUAAUUGUUGUUACUUUUCCAUGUACUAUCAAAUAAUGGGCAACAACUUAUCCGUAUUCAUGUAUUGAAGCAAAUAACUAACUAUGAAUUUUACUUUUACUAAUAAACAUAUUAUACGUGAAGUUAAA
Messenger RNA from Capsicum annuum, 1083 nucleotides. RefSeq lists its product as uncharacterized. The record is from RefSeq and is a predicted model, not a curated record. NCBI's taxonomy places the organism in Eukaryota, Viridiplantae, Streptophyta, Magnoliopsida, Solanales, Solanaceae. The transcript has 2 exons. The coding region runs from base 240 to 959 and encodes 239 amino acids.